This is a messenger RNA of Diachasma alloeum, 2243 nucleotides long. RefSeq lists its product as uncharacterized. The transcript has 2 exons. The coding region runs from base 163 to 1521 and encodes 452 amino acids. The record is from RefSeq and is a predicted model, not a curated record. NCBI's taxonomy places the organism in Eukaryota, Metazoa, Arthropoda, Insecta, Hymenoptera, Braconidae.
ACUGGGAGCCGUCAUGACAGUGUUCAGUCACGAAUCUUUAGUUAGUUGAGAAUAAUGAGGAUAUAACCAUAACGAACAGAAAAAGAAAAUCAUACUAGUUGGAGGUAGCGUUUCAUUGGGGAGAAUAAAUCAGAGAAUUUUAAAACCAACAGAAGAAGAAAAAUGUCAGCUGAACAUAAUCCUCUGAGGUUGCUGUCCACACUGCAGCACAUGGCAGCAGUCAAGACCAUCGAGACGUUACUGAAGAAGGCAAAAUAUAAAGAGAUGAUGAAAAACGUGUCUUGGGGCAUUCAUCCGUAUAGAGACGUGAACCAGGAAGACCCACUAUUGAUACACAUGAUCGGAGAACUACAGUCAACUGUGGAUAGAUUGCCACUUCCUGAAGUAAUGAAGAUCAAUUUGAAGAUGUGUCUGGUACCAAUGAUCAGAAUGGCAUCGAAUUGGUUAUCUCAGUUUGCUAACAACACACCCUCGCAUCUGCGGGAUCAAAAUUGGGCGCAAACAAUUGAUGACUUACUGGAUAGUCUUCAUUGGGAUAACAUUGGAUACGUUAAUGGUCGGAAAACAUUAGCAUGUUACGUCGAAAGCAGAGAAGCUGUCGACUUCGUGAUCUGGAAUCAGCUGUGCAUUUCCUCCAUGGAAAACGACAUAAUCAGAUUUGCCAAAACUAUUGAUUGGAAUAGUAUCAGAAAAUGUUCCAAAUGGACUUUUCCUAUUUAUUGGUACCAUAAAAUCUAUGGAGAGUACUCGCCGAAAGAAAUGUUUGAACCUGUGGGGACGUACAACUAUUUUUGUAUUGUGAGAUACAAAGUACUCAGUGAGGAGCAACAUUUAAAGCGCUUGCUGAAGCGUAGUCAUCCCGACAGCCCCCACUUAGGACGGACGGCCUCUACCAACGAAUAUUUUCUUAAUAAUCUAGAAAACGAUGUGGAAAUUGAGAAAUUCAUCAGGGAAUCAAGUUUCGACGGCUUAUGUGGAGAAGCAACCCUUUAUUCGUUGAGAUCAAUGAAGAUGACUACUUUAGUUAAUACCAUUUCCAAUCAUUCUGUGCUCAGCGAAUUGGUAAAGCCACCUUGGAUUUUGUUUAUCGAUGACUGGAUACGCUUAUUCCAGAGUGUCAAUGUGGAUUGCUUUUUCACAUUUUUUCAACUUGUCGGAGUUGACAAUAAUUUUAUCAAGGAGUAUGACACCAAAACAUUAUACGAACCUUUUGAAAAAGUUUGGAGAAUUUUUUAUAGGAGGUUCGGCUGUAAUAGUAAUGAAGAGAUGGGUCAGGCUUUCUUCAAUAUCUUCCACAGAACAGAUCUGACUCUAUGUAAAGCUAUGUUCAGGGAACUCGAGGAUCCCCAGAGAAAGCGUCUCGUCACGAACAUGAAGGAUUAUGUUCAACGACGACAAUGCGCUUAUGAGUUUCUUAAUAAGGAGAAUUGGGGGAAAAAGGAGUUUUUCAGCCAAUUUUAUUAUGACGUUUUGAAGGAUGAUGAGGAGAGAAGAUUGUUUUCCGAGAUUUUCAAGAAAUAGAUGUUAUUUAGGUGUAUGAAUGUACAAACUUCUCAGGGGCUUAAAUCAAAAGUCUGAUUAUCGAAAAUGUAUUUUUGAUUCAUCAAUAAUAAAUAAAUUUAGUAAAAGUGUGGAAUUGUGAAUGACGCAUCUGAUGUAAUGAACUCGAAAAUUGUAUGUGGAUAUUUCAUAAUAUCUCCACUUUUUGUGAUCCUAAGAAUCAUUGUAUGAUGUUUUUGAAGAAAUAUUUGUGUGUGUGUUUGCGUAUAUUCGUAUGUGAACAAAAAUUUUUCGCCCCGGCCGGCGCAACGUACUCUGAGAAAAAGGCGGAUCGUCACGUCAAAAAUCGCUUUUUAUUGUGAGGUCCGUUUGUUGCAGUGACAACAGAGUUUGUUACCACUACAUUUAUUUUGUUGUAUCAUAAUUUUUUAAGUAUAUAUAACGAUUUUUAUAGUACAUAUAACGAUAUGAAGCAUUUAAGGAUGGUCCUAAUAGUAAGAAUGACAGUUUCGGUGGAGUAGAAGGAAUUGCAGCUCUGCAUAGUGUAAAUAAAUUCGUUCAUAUGUUUGUUCUAUAAUUUUAUUUUAUUUACAGUAAAUUGUUUGUACUGUAAUUUAUUAUAUAUCAAUAUCGCUGCUUGCAAUUCGCAAUGUGAUUACAUGUCUGUUUAUAUCUUCAUGGAAUCUGAAUAAUUGGCAAGAUAUAAUUGAGUGAUAUAAAAACGUCAGUAAUGGUUAUUUAAA